UUUACCUUCAUUCAAUCGUUUACACCAACGUGUCAGUGUCGCUGUACCUACUACCAACCAACCGCAAUGUCUGAAGUUGCCGCCGAAGCCGCUGCCGCAGCUCCUGCUGCCUCGCCAGCCAAGGCCAAGAAGCCAAGGGCCCCUAAGGGACAGGGCAAGCCGAAGAAGCCAUCGACCCAUCCUCCAGUGAACGAUAUGGUUGUUGCUGCUAUCAAAACCCUGAAGGAGCGCAACGGAUCGUCCCUGCAGGCCAUCAAGAAGUACAUCGCUGCCAACUACAAGUGCGAUGUCGCCAAGCUGGCCCCAUUCCUCAAGAAGGCCUUGAAGAACGGUGUCGAGAAGGGCAAGUUUGUCCAAACCAAAGGAACUGGCGCAUCCGGAUCGUUCAAGCUGAAGGCUGAGGCCAAGAAGGCCGCCGGCGAGAAAAAGCCCAAGAAGGCCGGUGAGAAGAAAGCCAAGAAGGCUACCGGUGAGAAGAAGAAGGCUGCCAAGAAACCAGCUGGGGAAAAGAAAGCCAAGAAGCCAGCCGGCGAGAAGAAAGCCAAGAAACCAGCUGCAGCGAAAAAAGCCAAAGCUGCCGGUGCAAAGGCCGCCAAAAAGGCCGGAGGUGUGAAGAAGGCCGCUGCCCCGAAACAAAAGGCCACCAAGCCAUCCAAGACCGCCGCAAAGAAGCCAAAGACCCCGAAACCGAAGAAGGCCGCCCCCGCCAAGAAAGCUGCCGCGAAGAAAACCGCCGCCAAGAAGUAAUCUGGCGAUUUUCGGAACCAUCAGUCGUCAUACUGCGAAACAGUAUCCCACUUUCAAAUCAGUCCUUUUCAGGACUACCAUCUUAGAUCUUACCAAAGAGUUAAAAGUUGAAAUGGUUUCCUAUCAUCCAAUGCCAGGUCAUACGUUUCCUAGAAUACUGCUAGGUGCAAUUCUCAAAUAGGCCGGUCAGCUCGGCAUGAUUGAGUGUUGCCUUUUCGCUGCCGCCGAGCUUCCAGAGUGAAACUCUCGAAUCUUUGCACCGUGUUGGUGUAGUUAAGGUUAAUUGAAAAUGACUGCAACUUCCCUGCAGAUUGAUUGGUUGGUGAAAUUCCUGUUACUACCCGGUUGACAUAGAGCAAGUCACCUGGAAGGCUGCACUUGAAAUGAUGAAAUUCACAAACACCAAUCGUGAGAAGCACUAAUUGUCACGAUACAGCCAUUUCUGUCUUCGCGCUUCGAUAUAACGUGCAUUUUACCCUCGAUAUACGUACACCAAAAUUUGUCUCAAUGUGCACUUAUUCUGGGUAGCAUGGCUAAAGCUGCAAUCGCAUUUGGGGUGAUUUUAUCGUUUAUCUGGAGAUCAUUACUGGGAAAGUUAGAACUUUUCAUCGAAGCAAAAUGUACGUUAUAAACAGAAUUUCCCGACUGGAAAAGGAAUUGAAUCCGCCGUCUCCGGGUUGGCGAUCGAAAACCCUAUCCCCUAGGCUAACCGGAGACCCCAAUCUCACUUUCGAUCGCCAACCAGUUCCCCACUCAUCGGACAGAACUGCAAUUCUGACCGAGGAUUUCAAACGUUUAACCCAGUGUGCCUACUGACAGCCCUCUGAAAAUCUUAGAUCUACACGCCCUUGGUACAAUGAAAGCACAGGAUGCACAAGUUCUUCGCAGUUUUACACAUACCUCAAUAGUGAACGGCUUGCUGAUCCCAGUUUAGGGCACUGCCGGCCGGGUGGGUUAAACAGGCGACAACACUCCGCGACACACGCGAUUCAACACCCGGGCACAAGAACAAAACAAACUAUUUACAAUGGACACAUUCACGCUGUGUGCAUGACCACUGUACUUCCGGCGGCAGUCUUCCGCUAUAGGUUCAAAUUUUGAACGAUGAAUCAAACUGGCACUCCCGCAACGGAGACGCGACACUCAGCUAGACGGACACCGAACUGAACUGACUA
Aedes albopictus (Asian tiger mosquito) is the source of this 1922-nucleotide messenger RNA. Its product is annotated as histone H1-like. Gene Ontology annotation, biological process: nucleosome assembly; chromosome condensation; negative regulation of DNA recombination. Gene Ontology annotation, molecular function: double-stranded DNA binding; nucleosomal DNA binding; structural constituent of chromatin. The transcript has a single exon. Bases 67 to 747 code for a protein of 226 amino acids. The record is from RefSeq and is a predicted model, not a curated record. Gene Ontology annotation, cellular component: nucleosome; nucleus. Lineage: Eukaryota; Metazoa; Arthropoda; Insecta; Diptera; Culicidae.